Macrobrachium nipponense is the source of this 3925-nucleotide messenger RNA. RefSeq names its product zinc finger protein ZFP2-like. Bases 411 to 2210 code for a protein of 599 amino acids. The record is from RefSeq and is a predicted model, not a curated record. Gene Ontology annotation, biological process: regulation of transcription by RNA polymerase II. Gene Ontology annotation, molecular function: DNA-binding transcription factor activity, RNA polymerase II-specific. NCBI's taxonomy places the organism in Eukaryota, Metazoa, Arthropoda, Malacostraca, Decapoda, Palaemonidae. Gene Ontology annotation, cellular component: nucleus. The transcript is spliced from 4 exons.
AGAUAAACGAACGUGGCAGCGGGCGUGUUCGGACGCGUACUGUUUUUCUGGUCCAUUGUUAAAACAACAACAGCUUACAUGACUGAAAAGCUGACCAUCAUUGCAAGCAAAUGCAAAAUUGUAUUUGCAACCGUUGUCAUGUGUGUCAUAUUGGAAUGAUUAUCAUCUUAAGAUAGUUUAUCCUGGCCACUGGACCAGUGGUAGCCUAAUGAUGCCAGCAAUGGUUUAUGAAGAAUUUACUUCAGUUUUCCUCCCCUUGGAAUAGAGCUGUUGCUCUUUUUUUCAAUAUUUGGGAAAGUGAAAACAACACUAAUUCCCAUGGAAGGCAUUUUAGUGUUAAUAUUUAUCUACGCAGGUAGAGCCUGGUGAGGUGUGGGAAACACCAUUUUUCAAGGUGGGAACAGAUUAACAUGGAGAAGGUCUACGUCUGUAAAGAAUGUAAUAAGACAUUCCCGAAAUAUUAUGACCUUCGCCGACAUAACAAACUUCAUACUGGCGAGCAUCCUUUCAUGUGUGAAAUAUGUGGUUUAGGCUUUACUGAUAAUAAUAGACUUAUUAUACAUGUUGGAAGAGACCAUACUGGCCGUAAACCUUUUGAGUGUUCGGUGUGUGACAAAGCGUUUUGUCGCAGUAGUGAUCUUAAUCGGCACAUGAAAGUUCACGACAAAGAACGUUUGCUUGUAGAUCAUCAGAUACUUGAUCAAACUUUGGAGUGCACAAUUUCUGAAAAAGACACAGGUGUAUCUUUGAACAGUGACAUUGAAGAUUCUCCCUUUCACAACCAGUCCCUCUCAGAAGAAAGAGAAAAAACUUUUCAUUUAUUGGAUGAUGACAAACACUGUCAUUUGAACAAUAGUGUUAGUCAUUUUUUAUUAUCUAGAGACUCACCUCUUUAUGUUGAAGGUAAGAGAGGUCUGGGAUGUACUGAUCUGGAUCAAAAUUGUGAUGUUAAACCUCAUGAAUCUCUAGGAAAAAGUGAAGAAGCAUCUGUUUACAUUGAUGAUCAUAUUCUUGGAAUGGCUUCUCAUGAGGACAAAGGAGCAGCUGACACAGGAGAUUUAAAACUUCAGUUCCCUAUUGAAGCACCUUAUUUGGAUGAGAGAAUAUUCGACCUGACUGAGUUCAACAAAAGUGUCCCAAAUAGCAGUGAAACUAAACAAACUGGUGUUGUAGUUCAGAAUAUCAAUAGACGACAGAUGGCUGGUAAUACAGGAGAAAAAGCUAAACUUGGGUUAUAUACGGGCGAUCGGCCUUAUCUUGGCAGACCCUUUGAGUGCAAAUAUUGUGAGAAAUCGUUUACUAAAAGUAGCGAUUUAAAACGUCACCUUAUGAUUCAUACAGGAGACCGACCUUUUGUGUGCAAUUUGUGUGGAACAGGUUUCAUAGAGAAGUCAAAGUUGAUUGUACAUACACGACAUCACACUGGUGAAAGACCCUUUGAGUGUCAAGACUGUGGCAAAACAUUCAUCAAGAAGAGUGAUAUGACUAAUCAUAGGAAGACGCAUUCAGGAGAGAGAAACUUUGUUUGCUGUGAAUGUGGUAAAGCAUUUAUUAAGAAGAGCGACCUUACAAGGCACACGCGUCUCCAUACAGGGGAGCGUCCGUACGUAUGUGUAGUAUGUGAUGCUGCUUUCACUGAAAGUGGGAAGCUGAAGAAGCAUACUAUGGUUCAUACUGGGGAGAAGAAUGUGCAAUGUGACACUUGUGGUAAGCGAUUUGCCAAAAACUCUGAUCUGCGUCGUCAUACUAGAAUACAUACAGGAGAGCGUCCUUAUGUUUGCACAUUAUGUUCUAAGAGUUUCACAUAUUCUCAGAUGCUCAAAGAACACUUGAAAAAGGAGCACAAUAUCACAACACUAGCUUCAAACCAGAGUCUUCAAGAUACACAGUUUGCUGAUGUAGUGGAUAGCAUCAACUCUUCCAUUGUUACUCCAGCCUUGGCUUUCCUUGUGAACCAGAAUCAGAAUGAGAACUCGGGUAAUCAAGCAUCUGGAACUUCAGAUUCCAUGAAGAACAGUAUAUCAUCAAAAAAUGAAGCUACUGGGUCUGGAAACAUGCCAAAGUGGAAUACAAAUAAUCCUGAAAAUGCAAAUUAUCCUACCUUUUCUAGAGUAGACUCGGAAAUCCUCAAUGUCCAAAAUCCAAAUAAUUUUGCACCGUCAGAUCUCUGCAUAAAAGAAGAAAUGAUGCCAGUUGAGGAUAACAAUUAAAACUACAGAUUUUGUUACAUGCAUGUGUUAAUGAGAAUUGUGGGUAGAGUUUGUCUUCUCCGAGGAGCUACUCUGCCUGUGUAGCUGAGUAACGUUGUAAAUAGCUUGUGGAUAUGCACAUUCAAUAAUGAAAUUUAUGUUCAAGUUUUAUUGAAUACAGUAUUUAGAUGUACAUACUGUUAGUAUUUCACUAUCAUCAGAUUAAUAUAUUUACAUUCACUUAACAUUGUAGUUGAUUACAUAAACUGUAAAUACUGUAGCACAAUAAAAUGCAUACUUUAUCAAUUAAAUUACACAAGUUCUUGUAAUUUUUGCAUUAGUGUGUAAAGUACAGGUACCACUGUAUGUGUAUAAGAUAUUUUGCACCUUUCAUCAUUUAGUAUAUGCAAGGCUUUAUAGAGUGAAUUGCAUUGUACAUGUACAGUACUAGACUUUCUAUAUAAAUUAACAGAAUUUUUCAGCACUUUAUAGUUAAUUAAAGGAAGUGUGGUAAGAUGCAUUUUAGAGCAAUAUUAAAUUUGGUCUUAAGUAUCAAAAGCACAGCUUUGUGUAGUCUUUUAUAUUCUGCAUGUGCAUAUUAAAUACAGACUGUGUUCAGAGGUUCAUAAUUACAAGGAAAGUAAAAAAAAUACAUUUUUCAAUCUAAUAUAUUGCAUAUUCUGUUCCUUUGAAGGUAAAUAUGUAUGUAAUACCUUGCAUUGAACCUCAUUUAAUUUUGAUGGUCUUCAUUUGGAAAUUCAAAACGAAAGAAGGAACUUGACUUAAGAGAAGAGGGCAUUGCUUACUAUUUUGGAUGAAGGACAAUCUAAUUUAUUUAGUGGUUCUCAUUUAGAAAUUGGAAAAAGAUAAAAGAAAAGGCAGUGAAUCACAGUGUCAACUGCUUGCCUCAGUCUUGAUUUGACUCUCGAGUUGCUGUCAAGAAGCACAGUGACUUUUUUUUUAUUGGUGACUAAAAUGAAUUUUAUAUUUAGGAUUUUGAACAUUUAAUGACAUAUGGGUAACUAGUUGUUUAGUUAUACUGUACACUCAAAUGAAGCUUUUUAAUAUUUUUUUCGAGAUCUUUUCUUGUAUUUAGUGUGCUCAUAUUUAAUUACUUUUGUUUUAAGAAGUUCAUAAAAUAAUAUGCAGCUCAGACUGGUCCUUCAAAUGCAAAGAGAAGAAUGUGCAUGUUUAAUUUGGUAAAAUAAUUUUCAUUGUUGCUGUUGUUGAAUCUUAUUUGUUCCCUUAGACUGAUCAGGAAUUGGAAUUAGCAAUAUUUGGAGUAGACUUAAUUAUUACAGAAAGAGAUGUUAAAAAGGCAUCUGAACCACACUUUGACACCAAGUGUUAAUGGACUUCCUUCUGAGAUGAUGCCAAACCAGGAGCUUUAAGAUUGCAUAUUUAGAGAAGAGUUUUUCUCUUCACUUUUAUACAACAUUUAUUGGAAGUUGAACCAAAACUUUUGUAAUUUAUUACAAUUUUAAAUUGUUGAAUAUUACAACCAAAUUGUUGAACCAGGAGUCCGCAGUUUAAAUUAAAAGACUUUUUAUAUAUGUAUAUGUAUAUUUGUGUACUUGAUUUACAGAGCUAAACACAAAUUGUUUUGUAUGCUGUAGUCCUUUAUAAAAUGGUCAUAUUUUCUUUGAACUUCAGUCUGGUUUGAUGCUUAGUGCUUUUGUUAAGAAAUAUUUUUUCAGGGAGUUUCCCAAUUUUUUAUUUAAUAAAUAUUAAUAUGC